CACCAGAGGCGCCCCUGUCGUGACGCUUGUGGCGAGUUGACAGUUAUUUGAAUCAUAGCGUUUGUGGUUUUGCUGUGUUUUGCCGCGAAGUUUCAGUGAUAAAGAAUUGCAAACAACUUUAUGUGCAAAAUUAGUGCAUCAAGUCCAAAUUAUUCAUCAUUUACUUCGUUAGUUUUAGAACGGACGUUUUAUCUACUAAACGUCAGAGACGUCAGUCAAACGUGCGUACAUAACCUCAAAACGUUGUUAUUAUUGUAUUAAUUUUAAGUUAUGGAGGAUUUACAAUUAAAUAUAUCGGUUGCUAAGACAAAUAAGAAGAAACCUGGUGCAGUGCGUAAAGAUGCGUCUGAAUAUAAGUUUGUGUCUAACCCUAAGUUUACUGGUAAAACUAUAGCUAGAAAGAGACCUCGGUUUAUUGCCCAAAAAGGAAAUUAUGUGAAAACAACUGAAGAAGAACCAAAUAAAAAAGUAGCCAAGUUGACACAACCACCAGCUGAAAAAAAUGAUAAUUUGGAAGCCAAUUUAAGGAAUCUUAGUGAAAACAAAGGCAAAUUUCAAGGGAAAAACUAUCAAAAACUCAGUGAUGAUAUUCAGAUAGCACAGAAACCACGAAGUGGUGGUUGGAUAUCAUCUCUAUUCAAAAAUAACCCAGACGUGCCUCGAAUAGGCCAGAGAGCCGUGAAGCCGAUAGUAGAGAAAGUAUUUACAGGCAAAACAUUCUCAGAUUUGAAUAUACAUUCACAUAGUGUGGCAAAUUUGCAACAGAAUUUAAAACUGAAAGAGCUUAUGACAGUGCAGCAGAAUGCUAUUCCAGUCAUAUUGCAGGGCCGAGACAUACUUAUCAGAUCACAAACGGGUUCAGGUAAAACAUUAGCAUAUGCUCUACCAGUUGUUGAAGGGUUGCAGGCAAUAAGGCCUAAAAUAAAUAGGCAUGAUGGCAUCAGAGUGGUUGUGGUGGUGCCUACAAGAGAGUUGGCGGUGCAAACAUAUGAAUUAUUUGUUAAAUUGGUUAAGCCCUUUACAUGGAUUGUGCCGGGUUUGCUUAGUGGAGGGCAAAAAAGGAAAGCAGAGAAAGCUAGACUAAGAAAAGGCCUAAGCAUACUUGUAGGCACACCAGGUCGGAUAAAUGAUCAUUUGAGGCACACACAAUCUUUGAACUUUGCAAAAACUGGUUGUCUGGUUUUAGAUGAAGCAGAUCGUUUAUUAGACAUGGGAUAUGAAAAAGAUGUGGCAGCUAUUGUGAAAAGUAUUGAGGAUCAUAAAAAAGCAGCCACAUAUGAUCCAUUAGCUUUGGUUAAACAAACUAUAAAAAAAAAGAUUCCAGAUGAAGAUGUUAACGAAAAAGAACAAAUUGAUGAUAAAGAAGAAAAAUCUGAGGUGAAACAUCAUUUAACAGAUAUAUUGAUGUCUAAAGAAAGGCAGACAAUUCUUCUAUCAGCUACGCUUACAAAAGCGGUGGAAAAUUUGGCUGGCAUCACAUUAGUGGAUCCAGUUUUCAUUGAUACAUCAGAGGGCAGAGCAGUUGUAGCAGACUCAUUGAAACCACAAAAGGUUGACGAAAACAAAAUUGCAAAUAAAAAGGAAGAUAUUCCUCUUAAUAAAAAUAUAGAAGAUGAUAACACCCAAGUAGGUGAUAAUAAAAAUAAAAAAGAAAAGAAGACCAAAGACGAUAGUGAGUCUGAGGAAGAAGAAGGUGAACGCAGAGGAGGUCUAAAGGAAUUUGGUGGUUUAAAUCGACAUGACUUGUUCCAAACCACAGCUAAGAAGGAAAAUAAAAAAUAUGAAAGUGUUCCGAAAGACACAACAGAAGAAAGUGACAGUGAUUCUGAUUAUGAGUAUUUCAAAGUUCAAAAGGAAUUAGAAGAAAAAAAUACUGCAAAAGAUAUCAAAGAACAGAUUGAUGAUAUAAACCCACAAGAAACUGGAAAUAAAUUUACGGAAGCAGUAAAAUCGGCAAUAAUCGAAGAUGAAUUGGUAAUGCCACAAACGGUGAACCAAACGUUCUUAGUAGUACCAAUGAAACUACGAUUAGUGACACUUUGUUCACUAAUAGUGGAACAUUGUGUUUUAAAUAAGAAAGGCGGGAAAAUGAUCGUUUUCAUGGCAACACUUGAAAUGGUUGACUAUCACGCUGACUUGAUUGAAACAGUAUUGACUGGUAAAAAGAAAAAGAAGAAAGACCAAGAAAAAUCUAAGGCGAAGAAGAGAAAAGCGGAUAGGAUGGGAAAAGAUGAGGAUGGAUCGGAGUCAAGCAGUUCAGAAUUUGAAGUGGAUUACCAUGAGCCGUCUGAAGGAGGGUUGAUACCUGUUGAUUUGGAAAUGUUCAGCCUACACGGGUCGAUGCAACACGAACAAAGGAUAGAAGUUUUUAAACAAUUCCGAGAAGCUAGACACGGUGUUCUUAUUUGCACGGACGUGGCUGCGAGAGGCUUGGACUUGCCACGCGUAGACCUCGUGCUGCAGUACUGUGCUCCGGCCUCCGCGACGGACUACGUGCAUCGGGUGGGGCGGACGGGGCGGGCGGCGCAGGUCGGCGCGGCCGUCUUGAUGUUACUGCCCAGCGAGGCAGAGUUCGUGCGACAUUUAGAACAAAAGCGGAUACGACUGCGGCAAGCGGACGAGUCGAAGUCGUUGGAAGCGCUGCGCAGCGUGGCGCCCGCCGCCGCCAACCGCGCGCGCGCCGCCAUCGCGCUGCAGACGCAGCUCGAGCACACCGCGCACAGCUCCGCCGAGUGGCUCGCCAGGGCCAGUAGAGCAUAUACCUCAUGGGUGCGGUUCUACUCUGGCUACCCCCGCGAGGUCCGGCAAUGGUUGGAUGCGAAGCAGUUGCAUCUCGGACACGCGGCUAAGUCCUUUGCCUUAAGGGACACACCCGCAGCGCUCGCGAGAAGGAGCAAAAGCGAUCCCCAACUGAAGAAAGAGAAGCCAACGAACAGACUUAGUGUACCUGAUGAGGUCGACAAGAAGAGGCCAGGGUUUGGAAAAGUGAAGAUUGGUUUUAACAGUAGAGUCAUGAACAAACAGAGCUCCAUGCACACGGCGAGCGAGUUCGACAGCGGCCUGCCGCCCCUUGAACCCUCCUACAAGAAAAAGAAAAACUAAUGAUAAGGAACAAUAAAAUCUUAAAUUGUAAAUAACAUACGUUUUUAUUGCAUCUGUAAUGAUUAUUUAGAAAUAAAAACAAAUUUACAAAAAAUA
Molecule: messenger RNA, 3198 nt
Organism: Manduca sexta (tobacco hornworm)
Lineage: Eukaryota; Metazoa; Arthropoda; Insecta; Lepidoptera; Sphingidae
Product: probable ATP-dependent RNA helicase CG8611
Exons: 14
Coding region: 271-3102 (943 amino acids)
Biological process (GO): ribosome biogenesis
Cellular component (GO): nucleus
Molecular function (GO): nucleic acid binding; ATP binding
Source: RefSeq, a predicted model, not a curated record